Purpureocillium takamizusanense is the source of this 651-nucleotide messenger RNA. RefSeq lists its product as uncharacterized. The record is from RefSeq and is a predicted model, not a curated record. Bases 174 to 593 code for a protein of 139 amino acids. The transcript has a single exon. NCBI's taxonomy places the organism in Eukaryota, Fungi, Ascomycota, Sordariomycetes, Hypocreales, Ophiocordycipitaceae.
CUACAACGCAUCGGCUCGAGAGCUGGUGCUCAAUCCCAAAACGUUGCUGACGUCCUCUUACCCACGAGCGAGCAGCGGAUUGAGGCGAUGGCGCUGGCGACGUUCCCAGAGCCCAGCGCUCGCGCAGAGUAUUACAUCAGAGACUGCCACCGUCGUUGCGGCCACGCGACAGCAUGGACAUGGGUGGCACCCCAGGGACGCGCAAGGGAUCGCCCACCACCCAGCCAGCAAGGCUGUCCUGGCCACGUCCAACCAGACGUCCCCGUCAAGUGCAGCUGAGCGUCCUUCUGGCGGAUGCCAUUGGUUGGCGAGACGGCGGCCGGAAUCUUGGUCCGGCAGUGGAACUGGCGGGCGGGCCGGUACCUUGCACUGGCAAAGGGAGAACGGCGUCUCGUAUUCACGACAAGAGAUGGCAUUCUUCGUCGUUUGCCAGUCGCCAGUCCCUGGGAAGACGCGCCGACCUCUGUGUUUCUGGUUCCCUCCAUCUUUUCACUGACAAUGUGCUGCGGUGGAUGCUGGCGAGAACAGGCAAGACAGAGAAAAAAGUUCAGGGUAUAUUCUAUAUCUUUUGUUUAGGCCUGCCGGUCCUGUGAUAUUUUUUUACUACGUAGCUGGUCACCCUCAGGGUUCUCUCGAAUAGCCACCGGGAAG